AUGGCUCGCUCUUCCGUUGUCCAGGAGUAUGCCGCGCCCUCGACAACCCUGAGUCUCGACCAGAAGGUCGCCCGUGAACGGCAGACCUACCAAGUGUCUCGCCCAAAGGGUUACCGCGUCUCAUGGCACGCCAAUCCCGCCGUAGAGGCGCAUCAUUUCGGCCAAUCGCAUCCCAUGAAACCCUGGCGUUUGACUCUUACCAAGCAGCUCGUGAUGGCGUAUGGCAUGCACCACGCUAUGGACUUGUACCUGGCGCGGGCGGCGACAUACGAAGAAAUGGCCGAGUUCCAUGAAUCCGACUACCUAGAUUUCUUGCGGCAGGUCAUGCCAGGCGAUAUGGACCGCUCAGAGCAGAGUGACAACGUCGUGCGAUUCAACUUCGGUGACGACUGCCCCAUCUUCGACGGGCUGUACAAUUAUUGCUCGCUGUACGCGGGCGGGACGGUCGAUGCCGCGCGGAAGCUCUGCAAUGACCAGUCCGAAAUCGCAAUCAACUGGUCUGGCGGACUGCACCAUGCUAAGAAGGCCGAGGCCAGCGGAUUCUGCUACGUCAACGAUAUCGUGCUGGGCAUCCUGCAGCUCCUGCGUCAUCACCCGCGCGUGAUGUACAUCGACAUCGACGUGCACCACGGCGACGGCGUCGAGCAGGCCUUCUGGUCUACGGACCGUGUCCUCACUGUCUCCUUCCACAAAUACGACAAAGACAACUUCUUCCCGGGUACCGGAGCCCUCGACGACACUGGUCCCACGCACCCGCUUAACCCCGGCGCCCACCACUCCAUCAACGUGCCGCUCAACGACGGCAUCGACGACGAGUCAUACAUACAGCUCUACCACGACGUGAUCGGUGCCUGCGUCGAGACGUACCGACCCGGCGCGAUCGUCCUUCAAUGCGGCGCUGACAGUCUCGGCUGCGACCGCCUCGGCUGCUUCAACUUGAACGUGCGCGCACACGGCGCCUGUGUCGCCUUCACCAAGACAUUUGGCCUGCCGCUCCUCGUUGUUGGCGGUGGCGGCUAUACCCCGCGCAAUGUGUCUCGCGCCUGGGCUCACGAGACCUCCAUCCUCCUCGAGGCCGACCAGGUCAUCGACUCGACCAUCCCGGAAACAGUCGCCUUCCGCACCCACUUCGGCCCGGACUACUCACUCUUCCCGCCCUUGUCCGAGAUUAGGAAGCUCGAGAACAAGAAUCCCCGCCCCUACCUCGCUGGCCUGGUCGAGACCGUCCACGAACAGCUCCGUUACAUCAAGGGUGCGCCCAGCGUGCAGAUGAGCUUUAUCCCUCCCGACAUUUUGGGCCUACGUGAAGAAACUGAGAAAGAGAUCGAAGAGGAGACCGCCAUGAUGGAGGAAGAGCGCGAGGAGUUUGAGGGCGGUGGCUCUAUGUCUGCCGCGGCCGCUGCAGCCAUUACCAGUGUGCCUGGCUCGGCUGGCGCCGUGCCCCGUGGGAAUCGGCGCCGUGAGCUAGAGCGCGGGGCCGGGUACAAGGGCGAGCUGUAUUCAUGA
This is a messenger RNA of Penicillium macrosclerotiorum, 1506 nucleotides long. RefSeq names its product histone deacetylase HOS2 (gene hosA). The coding region runs from base 1 to 1506 and encodes 501 amino acids. The record is from RefSeq and is a predicted model, not a curated record. Lineage: Eukaryota; Fungi; Ascomycota; Eurotiomycetes; Eurotiales; Aspergillaceae. Gene Ontology annotation, molecular function: histone deacetylase activity. The transcript has a single exon.